AUGUUGGUGGUGGUGGUCGUGCUGCUGGUGGUGCUACUGGUGAUGAUGCAGCUGCUGCUGGUGCUGCUGCUGGUGCUGGUGGUGAUGCAGCUGCUGCUGGUGAUGAUGCAGCUGCUGCUGGUGCUGCUGCUGGUGCUGGUGGUGAUGCAGCUGCUGCUGGUGCUGCUGCUGGUGCUGGUGGUGAUGCAGCUGCUGCUGGUGCUGCUGCUGGUGCUGGUGGUGAUGCAGCUGCUGCUGGUGAUGGUGUUGAGAUCCUUUGAGGCGGUGAUGGUGUUGAGAUCCUUCGAGGUGGUGAUGGUGUUGAGAUCCUUCGAGGUGGUGGUGGUGUUGAGAUCCUUCGAGGCGGUGAUGGUGUUGAGAUCCUUCGAGGUGGUGGUGGUGUUGAGAUCCUUCGAGGUGGUGGAGGUGCGUCAGCUGGAGCGCACCGUGAGCCUCAGAGACCUGUCCGUCGUGGAGAUGGAGGGGAAGCUGCGGGAGAUGGUAGCAGCGACGUACGACGGAGUGUUCGUGUGGAAGAUCUUCGACUUCACCAAAAAGAGACAAGACGCGGUGGCGGGACGAGCCCCUGCCAUGUUCUCCCCCGCUUUCUUCACCAGUAAAUAUGGGUACAAGAUGUGUUUACGGAUCUACCUGAACGGAGACGGGACGGGGCGUGGCACACACCUCUCGCUGUUUUUUGUGGUAAUGAGAGGACACAGCGACGCGCUCCUCAAGUGGCCCUUUAACCAGAAGGUCACUCUGAUGCUGCUGGACCAGAACAACCGCGAGCACAUCAUCGACGCCUUCAGGCCGGACAUCUCGUCGUCGUCUUUCCAGCGUCCGGUCAGCGACAUGAACAUCGCGAGCGGCUGCCCCCUCUUCUGUCCGCUCGCCAAACUGGACUCCAAGAACUCCUAUGUCCGCGACGACACCAUCUUCAUCAAGGCCAUCGUGGACCUCACCGGCCUCUAG
This is a messenger RNA of Knipowitschia caucasica, 951 nucleotides long. The record is from the annotation of a GenBank genome assembly. NCBI's taxonomy places the organism in Eukaryota, Metazoa, Chordata, Actinopteri, Gobiiformes, Gobiidae.